AAUCUCUUGUAGGCAUAAACACUGAUUAAUCUCAGAAUGCCAGGAAGUACUAGGAGCUCAAUAUUAUUUGACUGAUGAUGGUGGAAAGAGCACUAUAGUUAUACAAAGACUCUCAUGUCUGAGGCUUGAAGGUCCCAGGGUCAAUCCCUGGCUCUACUUUAAGGCCAGAGUUAAGGGAUGAUCUGAACACACACACUUUGGAGGAUUCAGUGACGAUAGCCUUGGAGAUUGACUUAUUCCUUUCCCCCAACAGCUCAGAGGCAAUGAGUCCUGGAAACUGGAGCCAGGUUACAGCGUUUGUCCUCCUGGGUUUCCCCAGGAGCCACAUCCUGCGGUUCCUCUCGUUCCUGGGGUUGAUGGUGGCCUACAUAGUAACAGUCACAGGCAAUGCACUCAUCAUCGUGCUCACCUUGACAGACCGGCGCCUGCACACACAAAUGUAUUUCUUCCUGCGGAAUCUGUCUUUCUUGGAGCUGUUGCUCGUGUGUGUGGUGGUUCCCAAGAUGCUUGUCAUCAUCUGCACGGGGGACCCCACCAUCUCCUUUGCCAGCUGCAUUGUUCAGUCCUACCUGUACUUCCUCUUGGGCACCACUGACUUCUUCCUCUUGGCUGUCAUGUCUCUGGAUCGAUACCUGGCCGUCUGUCGUCCACUCCACUACGAGACCCUGAUGAGCAGCUGCACCUGCUGCCGCCUGGUGCUGGCAUCCUGGGUGGCGGGCUUCCUCUGGGUGCUCGGCCCCACCACCCUCAUGGCCAGCCUCCCUUUCUGCGGCCCCAAUAAUAUAGACCACUUCUUCUGUGACAGCUGGCCCUUGCUGAGGCUCUCUUGUGGGGACACCCGGCUGCUGGAGCUGAUGGCAUUUGUGCUCUCUACGUCCGUGCUGCUGGGCUCUCUGGUGCUGACCUCCUGUUCCUACACCUGCAUUAUCGCCACUGUGAUCAGAGCCCCCACGGCCUCGGAGAGGUGGAAAGCCUUCUCCACCUGUGCCUCACACCUCACGGUGGUACUCAUCGUCUACGGCAGCUCCAUCUUUCUCUACAUCCGCCUGUCAGAGGCUCAGAAUGCGCUGCUCAACAAAGGCGCCUCGGCCCUCAGUUGCAUCAUCACGCCCCUCCUGAACCCCUUCAUCUUUAGUCUCCGUAACAACAAGGUGAAGCAAGCCCUGAGAGAUGCCCUGAGGGGACUCAGACCCACAGCUGCCAGAGACUGUGAGAGGCACAAGUAAUGGAAGCUAUUCCUAGUCCAUAUUCUGUUGAACACUUCAACUGAUGCAGUUUGUUUAUCAAUCCUUCC
This is a messenger RNA of Erinaceus europaeus (western European hedgehog), 1294 nucleotides long. RefSeq names its product olfactory receptor 6T1. Gene Ontology annotation, molecular function: G protein-coupled receptor activity; olfactory receptor activity. The coding region runs from base 264 to 1226 and encodes 320 amino acids. Gene Ontology annotation, biological process: G protein-coupled receptor signaling pathway. Lineage: Eukaryota; Metazoa; Chordata; Mammalia; Eulipotyphla; Erinaceidae. Gene Ontology annotation, cellular component: membrane. The record is from RefSeq and is a predicted model, not a curated record. The transcript has a single exon.